Messenger RNA from Pan troglodytes (chimpanzee), 2709 nucleotides. It is a transcript of the gene PTGES3, whose product is annotated as prostaglandin E synthase 3. Gene Ontology annotation, molecular function: prostaglandin-E synthase activity; protein-folding chaperone binding; Hsp90 protein binding. Gene Ontology annotation, cellular component: cytosol; nucleus. The record is from RefSeq and is a predicted model, not a curated record. The coding region runs from base 1084 to 1578 and encodes 164 amino acids. NCBI's taxonomy places the organism in Eukaryota, Metazoa, Chordata, Mammalia, Primates, Hominidae. The transcript is spliced from 8 exons. Gene Ontology annotation, biological process: chaperone-mediated protein complex assembly; protein folding; telomere maintenance via telomerase.
GGACUGCGCACGCGCGGGGGCAGGGCCCGGGCAUUUUGCUGCGUCACCAGCCGCCGCCCGGCCUCACCACCCCUCGUUUGCACGUACGCACGUUCAUUCUCCGUCCUCGCGCCCCUUUUCCUACACUUUCCUCUUCUCCCCGACCGGAGGAGCCGCUCUUUCCGCGCGGUGCAUUCUGGGGCCCGAGGUCGAGCCCGCCGCUGCCGCCGUCGCCUGAGGGAAGCGAGAAGAGGCCGCGACCGGAGAGAAAAAGCGGAGUCGCCACUGGAGAGAAGUCGACUCCCCAGCAGCAGCCGCCGCCAGAGAGGCCCGCCCACCAGUUCGCCCGUCCCCCUGCCCCGUUCACAAUGUGAGUGCGACACCCCGCCGAGGGAAGGUCGCCGAGUGAGGCCGAGGCCGCGUUGGGGGCUCCCUGGAAGCGGCCCCCUAGCCUUUCUCGCAUCGGUGGUGGCAGUCGUUCCUGCCUGGGGGCGGGAGGUCCAGGAUCCUUGUUCCGGUUACCGUUGGCGGGUGGAGGACAUUUUUCCUCCAGAUGUCUGCUUCCCCCACCCCUGAACCGUUCCUUGGCUUCCCCAUGCCGGAAAUCCUACUUUUACCCCUUUGGCUGUCUGGGCUACUCGCCUCUUUCGGUAACUUCACCCUAGGCCUUAAGCUCCCGGUAGCUGCUCGCCAUGCGGCGCCCUGAAGCGUGAACCUUCGUGGGUCGCCUCUCGGCUGCUUGGGCGCUCCGGUUCUGUUGCUUUGUGGUCCCGGGGCCAGGCCCUGAGUCGAGUGCACCUGUGGUGGGUGCCGCCAGGUGCCUGGCGGAGCUCCUGGGAGAGCCCCACGCGGACCUCGCCGUGAGCUGCAGGUACUGCUAGGCAACUAGAAGGAAGCCAUGCCCACGCCGCAACAUACUUCCCUCUCCAGUGUCUGGGUUUCUUGAGUGUGGGUACUUCCAGUCCGCCUCCUAACUCCAGUCUCUUGAAAACACGGGAGGUUGCCAAAACUCAGCCGCUUCCCUGGCAGCGAGGAGGAGUUACCAUUGAGCAGGUAGUUCCGCACGUGUCGACUUUGGAAAGAUACGGACGUUUUCUGUGUUCCAUGUUCAACUUGAGGCAGCCUGCUUCUGCAAAGUGGUACGAUCGAAGGGACUAUGUCUUCAUUGAAUUUUGUGUUGAAGACAGUAAGGAUGUUAAUGUAAAUUUUGAAAAAUCCAAACUUACAUUCAGUUGUCUCGGAGGAAGUGAUAAUUUUAAGCAUUUAAAUGAAAUUGAUCUUUUUCACUGUAUUGAUCCAAAUGAUUCCAAGCAUAAAAGAACGGACAGAUCAAUUUUAUGUUGUUUACGAAAAGGAGAAUCUGGCCAGUCAUGGCCAAGGUUAACAAAAGAAAGGGCAAAGCUUAAUUGGCUUAGUGUCGACUUCAAUAAUUGGAAAGACUGGGAAGAUGAUUCAGAUGAAGACAUGUCUAAUUUUGAUCGUUUCUCUGAGAUGAUGAACAACAUGGGUGGUGAUGAGGAUGUAGAUUUACCAGAAGUAGAUGGAGCAGAUGAUGAUUCACAAGACAGUGAUGAUGAAAAAAUGCCAGAUCUGGAGUAAGGAAUAUUGUCAUCACCUGGAUUUUGAGAAAGAAAAAUAACUUCUCUGCAAGAUUUCAUAAUUGAGAGAAUUCCUGAGUUGAUAGCUCUAAAGGCAGAUAUGCUGUAUUUGCCUACUUUAACCCAUUUUUCAACCUGUUUGUUUUUUAAAAGGCUUCACUAAGGGUUGAUAUGUACCAUUGUAUGGGGCAAUUUUAAGUCAGCUAAGGCAAUAACCUUAUGCAUGAACAUUUCCCAGACUUUCAUGAAGCUGUUGAGGUCCUAGGCAAUUAAUGCAGCAGUUGUGAUAAAUAAAAACAUCUCACCUAAGUCUCCUUUUCUUCAUAACAUAGAUACUGACAUGAUAGGAAGCUCUCAGCUUAGGGAAAGAGAAUAAAUUUUAGAUUAUAGAACAUGGAUUCAAAAGUGACUGGAACAAAUUGGUUGACACCUUACUGGUAACCUGCUAUUCCUCUGGUGUUAUCCUUCAGGAUUGUUCCACUAAAAUUUAUUUUUCAAAAAAUUUACUUCACAUUAUUCUAUGUAAGUGAUGACUUGUCAGUGUUCCAGGUGUAUCUUAGCUAAAACUAGAGAAUGCCCUAACUUAGAUGGUUUUUGAAGCCUAUACAUUUGGUAUUGUUUGACCCUUAAGCUUUUACAUCUCUUAGCAUGGAGGACGAAGAAAGCUGUACAUUGUUGCUUGAGAGUCUGUACAUUUAGUCCAGAUUUGUAUUUGCACUGUCAGUAUGGCAAAUGAGUGAAAAAUGUUUAAUACACUAUUGGAUUUUUUAUUUCCUUUUUUUUGAUUCAGCUUAUACCCAGGCUGAAAACCUCAAUUUAUGUUCAUGACAGUGGGGAUUUUUUUAAAUGUCUACAUUCUUUCUAAUAAACUGUUGGAAGACUUCUUGGCUGUCCUUUUAAGUGUCUGGCUUACUGUAAUUUUUAUGUAUUUACCAUUUACUGGAAUGGAGUUUAUUUGAGGAAGAAUUUGGGAUUAUUCCUCUGUUUGAAAAAAGAGGCUUGCUGUAAUGUAACAGGAAACCUUUUAAAAGUGGAUCUGUAAUAGCAUAUUGUAGAUGCACUUUGCAGCAGUUGGAAAAGAAAGUGUUGUGUGAUUUGAUUGAAAUAAAACUAAAUGUGUUGUCCUCCUAAA